Molecule: messenger RNA, 1505 nt
Organism: Pichia membranifaciens NRRL Y-2026
Lineage: Eukaryota; Fungi; Ascomycota; Pichiomycetes; Pichiales; Pichiaceae
Exons: 1
Coding region: 29-1318 (429 amino acids)
Biological process (GO): tRNA wobble position uridine thiolation
Cellular component (GO): cytosol
Molecular function (GO): sulfurtransferase activity; tRNA binding
Source: RefSeq, a predicted model, not a curated record
GAAGCAUUUGGUGAAUCAAACUAGAGAAAUGGCUGUUAUUGGAGAUACUUGUAAGCGAUGCAAAAGAGAGCCUACUACUCUGGCUUCGAGGAAUGAUACAUUUUGUGAAAAUUGUUUUAUCCGGUUUAUCAGAGGAAAGCAGAGGAAGCAGAUGCAACAUGAAAAAUUCAAAGUCAAAUUCAGUGACAAGGAAGAAAGAGUCCGUGUAUUGUUUGCUAUGAAUAAUGAUCAUCAAUCAUAUGUUUUGUUUGAUAUCCUCGUUUCUAUGCUGGCAGAACAGCUUACUCAGGGGCCUAAAGCAAUGAGGGGAUUUGAUUUGGUUGUCUGUGUGAUCAACGAUGGCAUGCCAAUAGACAUUUCCAAAAUCAUCGAGCAUUACACUACAGUAGAGAUAAAUAGGUUGGGAGUAGAGUUCGUUAAUGUUAAUUGCGAUUCUUAUGUGCAGAAAGGAAACAUUGAGCGCCUCAAACUGAAUCAACAGACAAUGCAAACAUACGUUGUACCAGACACUCGAGAUAAGCAACUCACUUGCGAACAACUAUUGGAGCAAAUCGUAGACAAAUCUACAAGGGAAGACCUAAUCCAUAUUAUUUAUGAGGACAUCUGGUUACAGGCAGCCCAAGAAAAGAAAUGCACUGUAUUGAUCAAGUCUGAUUCAAUGACACAGAUGGCGGUGGAUAUCUUAUCGGACACCAUAAGGGGACGAGGCUCGGAGAUUCCGUUGAAAACACAAGAUAUGCUUAUUGGAGACGUAGAAGUGAUCCAUCCCCUACGAGAUAUUCUGAACUCUGAAGUGAAAAUGUACUCAAAAGCUCUGUCACUUAAUAAUCUAUCUUCUGUUCUACAACAAAACAAAUCAAUAUCUGACGUUUCCACCAAAAAUAAAACAGUUGGAGAAUUGGUGAAUGAGUAUUUUGCAUCCCUAGAGGUUGAGUACCCGGAAACCGUCUCAACUGUAGUAAAAAUCGGAGCAAAACUGGGAAAUUCUUCUGACUCCCUACAAGUUCAGCUUUGCAAAAUUUGUAAAGUGCCAAUAUACCACAAUCCGAAGCAAUGGAUUGAGCAGAUAACUGUACCUGGAAGUGUUCCACCUCAGACAGAAGAGGAGUUUGCCAAUUUCCAAAGAUAUCUAGAUUCCAUCAAUAGUAUUGAAAACCAGGUGGAUACCGAUAAUGACUCCAAUAAACCAGAAGAGAUUAAUAUGUGCUACGGAUGCAUGGUUACCCUUAGAGUAUCGAAUGUUUCUGAACUGCAAUGGCCUUGCAGGCCAACAGAUAAACAAAUUCUUUCAGAGUAUGUUCUUGAUGACGAUAAUUAGGAAUGCAAUAUGUAUAAUAUAGGUAAAAAAACAUGAUGGAGAAAAUACGAUAAGCAUUCUCACCCUGCCAACUAAUUUUUCAGCGUGAGGAGAAUGCCUACACGGCACUUAACAUUUUCUCCAAUGUGACUAUUUGCAUUGUGGAUGUAUCUAAAAUUGUGUAAACGAUAAUAUUUUCAAUUGGUAG